Myzus persicae (green peach aphid) is the source of this 2184-nucleotide messenger RNA. RefSeq names its product dynein assembly factor 4, axonemal-like. Lineage: Eukaryota; Metazoa; Arthropoda; Insecta; Hemiptera; Aphididae. The record is from RefSeq and is a predicted model, not a curated record. The transcript is spliced from 8 exons. Gene Ontology annotation, biological process: outer dynein arm assembly; cilium movement; inner dynein arm assembly. Gene Ontology annotation, molecular function: protein binding. Bases 38 to 1369 code for a protein of 443 amino acids.
CAUUACUAAAAGUAAUAACGAGACUUACAGUGUACUAAUGAGUGUUUCAUAUCAUUUAUUUUAUUUGUUACGGGCAUCACUGUCAUCUGUAUCGACACCAUGGGAAAAUCAAUACGCCCAAAUUCAAUUCAAAAUAAUGCCUAUCAUCGUGAAAGACUUUUCUUGGUGGCAAACUGAGUGUAAAUUGUUUUUACAAAUUAAAAUUCCUCACAUUUCUCAGAAAAAUGCUGAUAUUCUUACAUCUAAUAAAUAUUUAAAAAUUAGCUGUUUACCGCAUAUUUUUGAAGCGAUUCUUUGGGAUGAAAUAAAUGACGAAUGUAGUAAGUGUACGUUUGAUGAUGGAUGUGUUUUAUUUGAGUUACAAAAAAAAAACUGUGUGCAUUGGGAAUGUUUGACACUAAAAAAAUCGAAAGACGAGUUAAAAAAGUUGAAAUGUGAAAUUUUGAACAACAUUAUCGAAGAACGCCAGAAUAAAUCUCAGCAAAAAGCUGUUGUAAAAACAGAACGAGACCGAUUAGCUGUCAAGGAACAAAUUGAUUUCGAAAACAAAGAACACCAAAUUAUUCAAAGUAUUCGUGACGAAGAGAAAAAAAAAGUUUUGAAAGAGUUGAGCACGUGGAAGUCAAAAACAGAAAUUUCAUGCGAUAGAAGAAUAAAUGAGAAAAAUAAUAAAAACAUUUUUUCAACGGAUCAACCGAUUAAGAUCUACGAGAUAGAAAACAUACCCACUGAAGAUAUAGAACAGUUGCCAAAUCCUAGAACUUUUAAAGCAAUUGAGAUUAAUUUCACACCGAGACACUUUACCACUCCGAGCAGAGAAUCGACAAAAGCUGAUGAGCAAGAGUGGUUACAAAAGCAGACAGCCGCUAGAAGAGCUGCAGGGUUUGUGGAAGAAGACUUGAGACCAGAAGAACAUGACCCGGAAUGGUGUUUGCAAAAAGGAAACACAUUUAUGACAGAACUAAAUUACAUUGGAGCUGUAAGCGCUUAUUCGCAUGGUAUAAAGUUGAGUCCAAAAAUGGCUAUAUUGUAUUUGAACAGAUCUAAAGCGCAUAUUCAAAUAAAAAACUAUCACAAAGCUGUCGAAGAUGCAACAACCGCGUUGGACUUGAUGGUGCCGGCGGUCGAUGGAAACGUGGAUUGGCGAGCCGAGGCGUAUUACAAUCGAGGCAGAGCGUUGGUGGAGCUAAAUACCGCACACUUGGCCGUUGAUGAGCUCAGGUUGGCUUUGAAAUUGGCGCCAGACCGGGCCAACGUCUACGGACCGGAGUUGCAGAGGGCCAUGGACUUGGCUCCGGCGCACGAGCAGCAGCUGAACAAGAGUCGAGAAUUGGACCUAAGUAACGCGCCGACCGUUUGGUGUAAAUGAUAAUUUAUUUUUAUUUUUAUUGUUAUUAUGAAUAUUAUUACUGUUAUUAUUUCACUUCAUUUUCGGUCAAUAGCUCAAUAAUAAAUGUAUAAGAUAACUAAAGAAUAAUAAAUAUUUCAAGUAUAUUACAAGACCGAUUUGAUAUAAGUAUCUAUAAUUAAAUAAUUGGAUUGAUUAAUGACAGGAGAGUGUUCAAGGCAUACAAUCUCAGCUGAUACUGUGAUUUCGGCACAAAAUUUUCGAAACCCGGUGAACAUUGUAAUUUGUAGUAACAUUCAACUGAAGCGUGACUGUGGUACAAAUAUCUGUUAUAUUAUAUACUGUAGGACUAACGAAAGGGUUGCCGAAAUAUUUUCCGUCCGUUAAAUUUCCUCGGUAUAUCAUGGUUAGUGAACGACACCAUGGUUGCAGCAUUCAAUCAGAAAUCAGAAUACGAUAAAUGGCACACGACACGAUAAACGAGGUAUGAAUCCGGCUAUAUUCUUAGCCCUCAAGAAUAUGGUCGUUGUCACUUGUCAUUUUCCUUAAGUUUUCUCGUCGCCGUUCGGAGUUCUCCAUUACAUCGUAUAUGUAUAUAGUUAAUUUUAUAAUCAUUCUUAUAAAGCUAUAUCUUUAUUACAAACUUUGCUAUAGGAAAUAGAUAAAUUGUUGAUGAAUAUUUUGUAGUUUUAUUAUCCUAUGAAUUCUAUUUAAAUUUAGAUUCAAGAUUGAAUAAAAUGUUCAAGUAGAAAACUUACUAGCUUGGAUUCAAUCCCGAGCAUCUAUAGAAUAUAAACUGUAUAGCUGUGCGCCAAGUUUUUUUUUAUUUGAGAUUG